Molecule: messenger RNA, 1869 nt
Organism: Dovyalis caffra
Lineage: Eukaryota; Viridiplantae; Streptophyta; Magnoliopsida; Malpighiales; Salicaceae
Source: the annotation of a GenBank genome assembly
AUGGUUAGAAACAGUAAGGGUCGCCAAAAGUUGGAGAUGGUCAAAAUACCAAACAACAACAAUCUAAUGAAGGUCUACUCUUUUGGCCACCCUUCUGUCGAAAAGGUGGUGCAACGUUUUUCCUCGGGAAAUAUUCCCCAAAAUUCAGGUGCUUCUCAUCUUAUUGAGGCUCAUCGCAAUGCUAGGAUCUGUGAACUCAACAUGCAGCUCACUCAGGGGCUCAACCAACUAGAAAUGGAAAAGAAGAGAGGUGAAGAGUUAGACAAAUCGAUGAAAGCUAGUCAGAGUCAGAACUGGUGGGAGAAUCCUAUUCAGGAUCUUGACUUGGCACAACUUGAACAAUUGAGGGCAACUUUACAUGAUCUCAAGCAGAAUCUAGCCAGGCAAGCCGAGCAGUUUCUGCUUCAAAAUUCAGCUCCUCCUCAGCCUUUUAGGGCUCCAAACCCCAGCAUUGGUGGGAAUAUUCCCUUUGAUACCAGGAAUAUAGGAUUCAACCCAAACAUGGCUGUGACUCCUUUCAGUACAAACACAACUAUGACUCCUUUCAACACAAACAUGAUUGGAACUGAUCCCUUCAAUACAAACAUGACUGGGAAUUCUUUCAAUACAAAUAGGCCUGGGACUCCUUUCAAUCCAAGCACGAGAACGCCUCCUUAUGGAUACAAUCUUGGAUAUGGAAAUAGGAUUGUUGUGAUCUCCUCACGGAUACAUACAUCCUGUGGUGAAUAUUCCUACGUGAUGGCCUCUUCCAAAAGCUUUAUCUUUACUUUCUUCAUUGCUCUGGCAUUUUCGAGCAUGAAUGUUAGCCUAGCUGCCCGUCAUCUCCUCCAGGUGCCAACACUGCCUAAGCCAACACUGCCACCGAUGCCUUCUAUUCCAAAUCUGCCACAGCCGACAUUGCCCACCUUGCCUACAACUCAACCAUCACUACCUAAGCCAACACUGCCUCCACUUCCUAGCAUGCCUACCAUCCCUACCAUUCCUACACUCCCAAAGUUCCUUUCUUAUGAUACAAGACAUACUGUAGUAUUCAUGUUUCUUUUUGAAGGAAUUCUGUCUUCCUUGUAUGAUUUGGGAGGUAAUGAAGGCUUACAGUUGUAUGUUAUAGUUGAACUCACAUAUCAUACAAUGGCAUCAACUCGUUUACUGAUUUUGGCCAUGUUCAUGAUCACACUGUCAUUUUCAAGUAUUGAUGUUGCCGUAGCAGCUCGUCAUCUCCUGGCUCCAACGCCUAAUAUUCCUGGCUCUGCAGUUCCUCCUAAUUUGCCUGAUCCACCACUUGUCAGGUUGCCUCCACUUCCACCCACUAUCCCAGUUCCAAUGUCUCCAUCUUCUAUCCCCUCAGUGUCAAUCCCCACCACACUUGCCACUGUUCACAAUGAACCCAUUGACAUUGCUGAAGCAACUUGUCAUCUCCUGGCUCCGAUGCCUAAUAUUCCUGGCUUUACAGCUCUUCCUAAUUUGCCUGAUUCAUUACUUGUCAGGUUGCUUCCACUUCCACCAACUGUCCCUUCGGUGCCAAUGCCCCCCUCUUCUCAGUGUACUCUGUUUGUUCAUCUCAAUGACAUCUGGAUUGGAACCCAUAAGCUGCACGUGAAUGUUGCAAGAUACAACAAAAGGUCCCCUCCAGAAAAGGAAAAUGUUGCACAACAACAAAGAAGGAUAUCACCAGAACAUCUCAGGCUGCGUGAUGAUAGGUCUUAUGCAGAGGUUGUGAGUCCUGUAGCUCAAAAGGUUUCAGCAGAUGAGGAUGAAAAGGAUACUGAAUGGCUCAAAAGAAGUUCGGUUUAUGCUAUCUCUGAAGGUGUGGAUUAUAGUAAACUCAAGGAUGAUUUGGUGGUUUGGAUUUUGAGGUUUUCAGAACUUUAG